This is a messenger RNA of Cannabis sativa, 1720 nucleotides long. RefSeq names its product protein FAR1-RELATED SEQUENCE 5. The transcript has 3 exons. The coding region runs from base 459 to 1217 and encodes 252 amino acids. The record is from RefSeq and is a predicted model, not a curated record. Lineage: Eukaryota; Viridiplantae; Streptophyta; Magnoliopsida; Rosales; Cannabaceae.
CUAGAGUGUGUCAAAUUUUCCUGAAACAUAUUUGUAUUCUUUAAAUGAACUAGAGUGAGCUACAUAGAAGCUAACGAGCCAAGAACCUCCAUUUUCUCUGUAAUUUUCAGAGAGCGCGAGAAAGAAAGAUGACAGAAAAGGGAGUAACGGCCACAGACAGAACCGGGUCGACCCGAAUAUCUGUACUUAGUAAGCAAGCGAGAGGUGAUCCUCCGAGAAAUGGUUUACCUCGUUGACCACGUGUCGAGAAAUGAGUCACUGGUAUUUGAAAGUUGACUUUUACUUUACAUAGUCACCAAUCAAAUGUUUACACGUCAGCAACCAUUGAGGCCCCAUAUUUACAUCCUGAACCCUUGCGCUGCGCCUCUCUCUCUCUCUCUGUCUCUGGACCUUCGAAACCUAAGCAACGCCUUCUCAUGUUCUUCCCGAUCAUCUAAACCAGGAUCGGUCGUAAUUUCAUGGAGUUUGGGGUCGAUGGAGAUGUCAAUGGAGAGAUUUUGCGGAAUUCUGUCGAGGUUGAGAAUAGUAGGGGAGGGGAUGAAAAUGAAACUGGUGGGAGUUCUGUUGAAGGGGCAUUCCAACACGAUCAUGAUGAAAAGAUGAACCAAGAUUCUCCUGAUGGGGAUAUGAUACCUGUAGGAGUUCCUACUACAUCACUGGUUCCAGCCGAUGAGCCUUUUGUGGGGCAGGAGUUUGAUUCUGAAGCAGCUGCCCAUGCAUUUUACAAUGCAUAUGCCACGCGCAUUGGUUUUAUCAUCCGUGUGAGUAAACUUUCUAGGUCAAGGCGAGAUGGAACUGCAAUUGGCCGUGCACUUGUUUGUAACAAAGAGGGGUAUAGAAUGCCUGACAAGCGUGAAAAGAUUGUUAGGCAAAGGGCAGAGACAAGGGUUGGCUGCAGGGCAAUGAUUUUGGUGAGGAAAGUAACUUCUGGAAAGUGGGUUGUGACGAAAUUUGUUAAGGAGCAUACUCAUCCUUUGACGCCUGGAAAAGGCCGAAGGGAUUGCAUUUAUGAUCAAUAUCCGAACGAGCAUGACAAGAUCAGGGAACUAUCCCAGCAGUUAGCCAUAGAGAAAAAGCGAGCAGCAACUUACAAAAGGCAUCUCGAACUCAUAUUUGAGCAUAUUGAGGAGCACAACGAGAGCUUGUCAAAGAAGAUCCAUCACAUAGUAGAGAGUGUGAAGGACGUGGAAACAAAAGAGCAGCAAGGUCAUAGAUAGUUUCAGGUGAUUUUUGAAGCUUCUUUUAGUCUCAAUUGAUGAAACACAAAGUCAUCAGGUGACCGUAUAGAGCUCGCUGCUGUGGAUGAAGGGCACAUUAGUAUGAUUCUAUAACACUCUAAUGCUUCAUUACAGGUUUAGGGGUAUUCUAGUCAAUUUCUCUAGUGUCGAUGUUUGGACCAGUGCCAUUCAUUAUAUUGUCAUUGUAUGACUAUGCGCCAUUGUGUAAAAGAAAUGGUGUGGUAGGGGAGAAAUUAGGUUAGUCAUGUAUAGAUCCAUUGAGCCUAUUCAUGGGCAAAAAUCACUUAAAAAGGGAUAUAAAAUGUCCCAGGGGUAUUGAAUUCUUCAAUUGUGUUUCAUGUGGGAUCCAUUUCUUUCUGCUUGUAUAGAAUGGAAUUUUGUUUUUGUUUUUGAUUUUAUUUUUCCAUGAUUAGAACCCUCCUAUUAAUGUGUCUUAAUAAUGCACCGCUAAAAUAUUUUAAUACAUCAUGUUUAUUUUUAAA